UAAAAGUAUAGCAACCAAUACUUUUUACGGUCUUCGUAAAUAGAAAAAGAAAAAAAUAUUUACAAUGGAAAAUACAAUUCAUUUUACAGUGUUGGUAGUGCUUAUAAAAGCAAUAUAUGCUCAAGAGAUUGAAGACGCUGCUUUGCGACAAAUGUUAUCGAAGACGACGUUGGCUCAAUGCAUGACCCCACCAAAACUGGCAGGAGCACCACAACGUUGCUGCAAUGUUCCACAGCUGUUUGAAAACGAGACCACUGUAGGCUGUGAACCAAUCAACUUACUAGAGGGGAAGCCCGCCUUGCGUGGAUCACCUGAUUGUGCAGACAGAAAUUGCGUACUCCGGAACAACGAUUUGCUGAACGACAAUGAUCAGAUCGACAAGGAAUCUUUAAACAGUAUCUUGAUGAGUGGGUGUCGAAGAGGAAAGAGUUCUUGUCUGCCAUUGAAGAGAUCAAAGAAGAUUGUCUUGGUAAGAAGCCUUUGCUUGGAUCCUCGACUUGGUGUGAAGCGGACAAACUAGUCUUCUGCGUGGGUUUCAAUAUGAUAAGCAGAUGUCCGAACUGGCUGCAAAAUGAAGGCUGUGCUGAGAUACGAUCAUAUUUGGACAACUGCGUGCUAUAUUAAGUUAUUAAAUGUUAUUUAAUAGUUCUGUAGUAUUUUUAUUUUACUUGUGUAAGAUAUGU
Leguminivora glycinivorella is the source of this 683-nucleotide messenger RNA. RefSeq lists its product as uncharacterized. The transcript is spliced from 6 exons. The coding region runs from base 65 to 520 and encodes 151 amino acids. Lineage: Eukaryota; Metazoa; Arthropoda; Insecta; Lepidoptera; Tortricidae. The record is from RefSeq and is a predicted model, not a curated record.